This is a messenger RNA of Pezoporus occidentalis (night parrot), 3934 nucleotides long. RefSeq names its product syntaxin binding protein 6 (gene STXBP6). Gene Ontology annotation, molecular function: phosphatidylinositol-4,5-bisphosphate binding. The coding region runs from base 171 to 848 and encodes 225 amino acids. Gene Ontology annotation, cellular component: plasma membrane; exocyst. Gene Ontology annotation, biological process: Golgi to plasma membrane transport; regulation of SNARE complex assembly; exocytosis. The transcript is spliced from 7 exons. The record is from RefSeq and is a predicted model, not a curated record. NCBI's taxonomy places the organism in Eukaryota, Metazoa, Chordata, Aves, Psittaciformes, Psittacidae.
AUGCAUUGAAAGGUCCAUGGUCCCUUUAAAGAUGCAGUAAGAUAAAUCAGUGAAAAUAAAGAUGUGACAUUUUUAGAAUGGAGAGAAAGCACCAUUUUGGAAGUUAGCCCAAUCACCAUUUUGUGACAGCUUCUCCAGAGUGCAUCAGUCUGCUAUAUCUGUGAUCUACAAUGAAUGCCAAAUCUGCAAUCAGCAAAGAAAUUUUUGCCCCACAUGAUGAAAGGAUGCUGGGAGCAGUCCAAGUAAAAAGAAGAACAAAAAAAAAGAUUCCUUUCCUAGCUACUGGGGGUCAGGGUGAAUAUUUAACAUACAUCUGCCUGUCAGUGGUAUAUAAAUUUGCAGCAAAAGCACAACCUGUGUAUAUACUGUUGACAAACAAGAAACCAGCUCAAGCAUCUAUUACAAAGGUGAAGCAAUUUGAAGGCUCUACAUCUUUUGUCAGGAGAACACAGUGGAUGCUUGAGCAGCUUCGCCAGGUCAAUGGUAUAGACCCUAAUCGGGAUUCCCCAGAAUUUGAUCUACUAUUUGAAAAUGCUUUUGACCAGUGGGUAGCAAGCACAGCUUCAGAAAAGUGCACAUUUUUUCAGGUCCUACAUCACACUUGUCAGCGAUACCUUACAGACAAGAAGCCAGAAUUUAUCAACUGCCAGUCUAAAAUUAUGGGAGGAAACAGCAUACUCCAUUCAGCAGCAGACAGUGUGACAAGUGCAGUACAAAAGGCAAGUCAGGCUUUGAAUGAGCGUGGUGAAAGGCUAGGUCGAGCAGAAGAAAAGACAGAGGAGCUGAAAAACAGUGCUCAGCAGUUUGCAGAAACUGCACACAAGCUUGCCAUGAAGCACAAAUGCUGAGAAUACUGCCCAAACUUGAAAUCUUCCCAAGAGAAACUGAAAAGGCUACAUCCAGCAUCUUUUACAGGAGAUCCAGACUUCUGUGUGCUUUUUUUCUUCCAGUUCAGUGGAGAUGCAUUCUUUCAGUUUCUGUGCAGGAAACAGUGUUGCAUUUCUACCUUUUUGACUUUUGUUCCUCUUUUGUAAUAUUGCUACAAAGUCCUGCAGUAUUUUCUACCUGUAUUUCAUUUGUUACAGGAGUGAAAGCAAACAGGGGAACUGGACCAAAUGACAAGCUGAUCAGGAUUAAAAUAGUAAUAUUCUUCCCCAGUUGUACGGAAAAUUAUUUAACUGGUUGUGGACAUAUGUGUGGAAAUAAAAUCCAAAGAAGUGGUAUGCUUUUCAUUUUAUGUAGCAGAAUGAGAAUGUUGGAAUUAUACACCUGGGGUUGUAACCAGUGGAGAAUAGACUGCAUUGUCCUGAGAAACAGAAAAGCUGGUUUCUUCUACCCGAUGUAGGAAGUUUUGCAUGUGCCAUCACCAGCAUUCACAAGUGCAUAUCUGAAUUUCAUAGCUGCAUUAUGCAUAUUCCUGUUUUCACUUCUGGAUUGAUUAUUUGAAUAGUAUAAUGAAACCUACAGAAUGUAUGCUUGAGGUUUCAAAAUUGAGGAGAAAAGUAAGAUUUACAUCAAUGUGACCAUAGCUGUGCCUCAGACACAAUGUAGAAUUCCGCAAUCUGAUAAUAACAUUUCAUCAUCUUUUUACCUGUGAUUCUGUGAGUAAAGGCCUAUGUAAAUGAGAAUGCAAAGGCGUGGGAAAAUGAGAAUGCACUAUUUUCCAACACUUCAGAAACUCGUCUGAUUCGAAUGACUUCUGUGUUAGCUAGUGAUCUGAUUUCUAAUAUAGAGGCUUUCAAAAAAAGCAUGUCUUGGUACAUUAGUAUCAUAACUUCUGGUAUGUGUCUCAGUUUUCAGUAUAUAUACAAUAUAUAUAUUGUCACUGGAAGGGUGACUCCAUUCUGUAUUCACUAUAUGCAAUAUAUGCACUGUAUUCUCUUAAAAAAAAGGUUACUCUUUUCCUUCACCACUGUUUUCUUAACAUUUUUUAAGAUCAUCUAAGACACCUUUGGAGUGAAAAGGGGGAGGAUGCUGCACCUUUUUGUUUCUUUGGCUUUGGGGUUUUUUUUUAAACCAGUAAGCUGGAAACAGACAUCCUAGCAGAGGUUUCAGCCUUCAUCUUCUAAAGAUGCCUGCUCUCCAUUUUUUGUCCUCAUCUUACUAGAUUGCUGGCAUUAUAUGAAUGUACUGUAGUUUUCAUUUUUAAUGUAGAAUAAUAUUUUUGCAUUAUAAAUGACACUCAGAAAAGUCUGAAGUCCUCAGAGCAGUGCUUCUAAGGGAGAUAAAAACUUCUGUUAGUAAUUGAGAGUAUUUUAGUUACUGCAAGCUGAAGUAACUGAAUCUCUUGGAAAUACCCAUUUUGUGAAAAGAUGCUUGGCUUUACAAAAACAUUCUCAUUUGAAUUAAAGACACUAUCUAGUUAACUGAUUACAUUCAGACUUUACAUCUGGUUUGUUUGGGUUUUUUUCCUGUAAUUUGAACUGGUUUGUAUGAAGCUUUGUAUUGAAUUUCACACUGGGAAUUUGAGAGAAGGGGUAAAUUUGUCAUCUCUGUAGCACCAUAGGAUCAUUUAGAUAUGUUUAGCAUCAGCUGUAAUAGUUACUACACCCAGCACUGUCAACUGAAAAAGAAUUUGGCCACAUCUGUUAUAAAUCAGAACAGGUUCAUUAGCAACAUGAGUUCUGAAUACUCCAUUGAGCUACAUACAAUUAAUGUAUGCCCUGUAAAAGUCAGUGGCUUUCUGAGCACUUUUCUAAUAACUAUGGGUAUUUCUGCAAAUUAGCCAGAAAACCAGCACCUCAUUAAAUAUUAAACUUCUCCUAGAGACAAAAUAUUAGGCUGUUUUUUAAAAAUAGCUGCAUUAGAAAUUAAUCCGGGAGUCCUUCUUGACCACAUAGCUAUCUUCUGUCAUCAUCCUUUCCACUCUUUUGAUAAUUACAUUCUGCUGCUAACCUCACACAUAUUUCUCUUGAGAGAAGGAAGGAAUAGGUUUUGAACUGCUGCCAUCUAGCUGGUCUUCUAAGAUUGUCAGUAAUUUAGAAGAAAUGUCUAAAAUCCAGAUAAACCUGAAAAGAAUGAGUUGUCUAAAUUCAGGUAAAAAAGCAUAGGUUUUCAGGUGUUUACAUGAAUAUCAGCUGGACAGGCCAAGGUCACAGUUGCGCUGUAAAGUUCCAGACCUUUUGUGAGUUGAACUAUUCUAAAACAUUGCUUUAGUCUCACUGACAGUUUUUCAACUUUUUUUUUGCUGUUCUCCACUUACGUGUGUUGUGUUACGUAUCAUAACUCAGGACUUAAAUACAACCAUCAAAAGCCAUUUUCUAUGGUAAUUUUGAGUAACCUAGUGUUAUUAAAUGAAGGAAAAGUGAUUUGUCUGUGUGUUUACUUUGUUCUUGCUGUUCAUUAAAUGACAAAAUAUGGUAGUUUAUAGAAAAAAAAUUUGAGGCGUAUAAAUGUCUAUCCAAAAUCUUACAACAUUGCAGUUUCCUUCUGGAACUGAGCUUGUAGUGUAUACAACCUAGUAUUAUUAGAUAGUCAUGUAUAUAACAUAUAUUAUAAUUCAGGUUAAUGUUUCAUAUGAAAGAAUGUAUUUGUAAAUUGUAACGACAUCAGUAGUUUUUAAAGUUCUGCAAAGAAUAAAAAUACUGUUAGGUUUCACUACUGUACUGCAAACUCUGUCUUAAAAGGCUACUUUUGUGUCUAGCAAAAGUUGUGUAUUAUGUGAAAUAUUAACAAAAAUGUGCUCUCUAAAAAGUGAUCUUAAUGGUAGUGAUCUUAAUGGUAGGUAGGUUUUGCUAUAAUAUACCAGAAUCGUAAUACUGGUAAUUGUAAUACUUGCUGGUAUCUGUUGUAACCAGUUCCUUGAAAGUUCUCAAAGAUGUAGAAAUUAUUUUGUACUGUUCUGGGGAAAGAAAAAAGCGGGACCGGCUCUCUUGAGUCAUUUCUGGAAACCCUGAUUUUGUCAUUAAAUACUUUAACUGCGAUGAAAAAAAAA